This is a messenger RNA of Nematocida minor, 216 nucleotides long. RefSeq lists its product as uncharacterized. The coding region runs from base 1 to 216 and encodes 71 amino acids. The record is from RefSeq and is a predicted model, not a curated record. Lineage: Eukaryota; Fungi; Microsporidia. The transcript has a single exon.
AUGCGUGCGCCAAGGCUGUCGUUUUCAGAAGAGUUCAGAGACGAGUGGGACAAGGAGAACAAAGACCCAAUCAAGCUAGAGUUCUCUCCGAGGACCAUACGGCACAGGCCAUCGAGACAGGACAUAGGAGAAGCGCUGGAAGCAGAGAAACAGAGAAGAAUGCAGCCCGCAAAGCCGCUAAGACAGUCGUGGCUGGAUGAUCUGCUGAGGAUGUAG